Molecule: messenger RNA, 3417 nt
Organism: Amphimedon queenslandica
Lineage: Eukaryota; Metazoa; Porifera; Demospongiae; Haplosclerida; Niphatidae
Exons: 10
Coding region: 6-3272 (1088 amino acids)
Biological process (GO): signal transduction
Molecular function (GO): protein binding
Source: RefSeq, a predicted model, not a curated record
AGACAAUGGGGGGAGAUCUCGGGAAAGAUGAAGCUAGACUUAUUAUAAUAUCUAAAGAUAAAUAUAAGUCUAAAAGAAAAAUUAGAAAAUAUAUACUUUCGGUAUGCUUCAUCAUAAUCGGCCUUAUAUUGAUUCUGGUGACGCUUCCUGUUGUUUUCAGUCUGGUUUUUUUGUUGACGCCUAAUGAAGAUUCUGAUUUGUAUUUACUUAAAAUUGGCGAUAUAUUAGGUAACAGUUCUUCACUUAUAAUAGUUGACUCAUCAUACACAAGGUCAUCGUCAGUAACAUUUUCUUCAAAUGAACCGUUGCAAGGCCAGCCUUACACUGUCAUCCUCUUAUCAGAAAAUAUACCAUCAACCAUCGUGGAUUAUCUUCCUUUAGAACAAUUGCCUUUGCUUUUAGAGGCUGAAUCAGAGUAUAGAGAGGCUUUUAAUUAUCUUGGAAGUGAUGAGCCCAUUUAUUUGCUCUCUGGGUCUUCAAUCACGUACAACUUAACGAUCAGUUCAAACACUAGUACAUAUCCAGUUUGCCUCUAUCUUUUUACGAAUGAAGCACAUUAUAGCACUUUUUUGGUGUCAGUAGGUAUCAGCAAAGUAUACCAAUAUAGCAACUCACAUUGUUUUACUUUUAUGUCAACAAAUACAACUGUGAGAAAAAGGCUUACAACAGUACCUUUUUCUUUUAAUAUCACAAGUGCUGGGCAGUACUACGUUGGUAUACAAUUACAGAGUGGUGUUACUGUACAAGCCAAUGCUUCUGUUGUACGAGUAUAUUAUAAUACUACUGGACUUCAGCAGCAAACUACUUGUAAUGGUAUAACUUCCUGUUUAAUUGAUAUAUGCAAUACUGUUGUAUGUAGUUAUGAGGCAAUCACUUACUUUCUUAUCAAACCAUCCAAUAGAACAUCUAUGAACUAUUUCUUUACAAGUCCAAAAUUUACUUCAGAUGAAUAUGUUGCCAUUGUAGUCACUUAUGCCACAACCAUGGUGAUCAUAGUAAUAUCCAUUGCAAUUUUAACUUGUUUUAUUGCCGCCUACAAGAAACAGAAAAGUACAAAUAGCUUUUCUUGUCUAAGUGCACAGAACACGGACACUUAUUCAAUGAUGAGUGGACAGGAGCAAAGUCAAAAUUUCCUUUUGCAUGAAACAGCCAUAACUUAUGAUAAUACUGAUUUGAAUUUUUUCUCUACUGAUGCAGGUACUAGAGAUCUACCUGCAUUUCCCCUAGUUUCAGUACCAGACUCACACCGGGGUUGGCCUCUCAUCCGGCGUGAGUUCAUAGAUGGGUCUAGGAAUGAGGCUAGGUUUCCUUGGACAUCCACUAGUAGUAAUGAUGCUUGUGCAAUUGAGGCCAGUCAGUUCCUGCAAGAAGUAGAAACAGUACAAGCUUCAAUGCUACAGUCAUGUGAAAAUAACAUUGCAUCAUCACAACCUCAAUUUGAUUUGGAAUCAAUGUACUGCGAACAUUCAUUGACAAACCAAACCAGUGAUCAAGCAUGUAACGCAACCAAUGAAAAGCUAUUUCUAAAAAUAAAAGAUGCAUUUGGUGAGGUUCAUGAGCUAUCAUUAGACAGUAGUGGUUUAGUGUAUCAUUGUAGUCAGUAUGGAGUGACUCUCAUUAUUCCAGAGGGAGCAGUACAAGAGUCAGCUACUGUAUGGUUUGGAGCAUGUCUCUUCAGUGAUAAGUUUAAGUUUGGUGAUUAUGUACCAGUCACUCCUAUUGUAUGGGUACACAUUGACCAAAAGCUGGAUAAAAGUGCAGAACUUUACAUUCCACAUGAUGUUGCUAUUUCCAGUGAUACCAAUCUACAACAGUUCACUGUAUUAACAGCUCAUGAUGAUGAUUGCUCUGAUGUUAUAAGUUUCCAAGAAAAUUGUGGAUCACAGGCUGAAUCUACUUCUGGGUUACAAAUUUUUAAAAUUUUGUCGCCUCAUUUUUGCUCUAAUUGCAUUGCUGCCCAGAAAGGGGAAUACAAAUUUAUACCCAGAAGGUAUUUAAUAGCACGUGCUGAUAAGAAAAAUGGAAGGGAAUUAUCAGUACAAUUUAUUUUUUUAUGCCAACAAGAAGGUUGCACAGAGGUUGUUGAAGACCAGUGUGCUAAGGAAGGAUUUAAUAUACUGUCAUAUGAACCAGUCACAUUUACUGGUGAUGGUCAAGUGUCAUUGUCUUUUGAGCCACAUAGUGUCCCUGGUUGGAAAAGAAAAGAAGUUGGAUUUUCUAAAGACCACAUUUCUAGUGAAGAUAUUGAUUAUUAUCAAAUGAUGGGAUGUGAAAAUGCUGCAGAAGUCACUGAAGACGAGCUGAAACGGCUUAAGUUGUUAGAAAAGAAGCUCUCCUAUCCUCCUCGUUUCAGAAUACAGUUUAUAUCAGAUGCAGUAGUGGAAAAAAGUCAAAAAGUAAUAGUUCACUUCAAUCAAGUUCAUCCUCCUGUGAAAAGCACAAUUCUGUUAGAAGGUUCCAUACAAUUACUUCUUUCUCCAGCUUCAUCUACAAGCAGUACUGGAUCCACCAUGGAUGUAAUGACGUAUGCUAAUGAUUCAUUACUGGGUGACUGUCUUCGCAUUAUUGCAAGUGAAGGAAAUCUAAAAGAAAAAUGGUUUGAUUUUGGAUACAUACUGGGUUUUGCUAUUGGUCAGCUUCACAAUAUUGAACUAACAAGCAUUGAUCCCAUCCAACAUACUAGAAAAGUUUUAAUACAGUGGAGGGAUCAGAAUAGAUCAGAAUCAUGGGAGCCUUUAGCAGCAGCUCUUGCUAAGAUUGGGUUUAAAGAUUUAGCACACAGAGUCAAGGAUCAUUUUGAGUCUCCUCCUGUACCUGAACCAGAACCAGAAGAUAUUGAAGAUCACUACAAGGGAGUUUAUUGUAAUCUCUGUAAAGACUACCAUCUUAAACCUGAAGACAUUCAACAAGAAAUACAGGCACCAAAGGUCAACUCUCCUCCUGAUAUUGUUGAUCUUACUAACCUAGUAGCAGCAAAAAUUCAAGACAAGUUCUAUCAAUUUGGAACAGCACUUCAUUUGGAUGAUAGUUUCUUGAGGAGUCUUUAUGAUACUUAUCAUGAUCCCAUGGAUAGAUUCAUUGCUGUUUUUAAUAGAUGGAAGGACAAUGAUCCUGACACAUACACAUGGAGUACUGUCAUUAAGGUACUUCAGUCUGAUGCUAUUGGAGCUCAUGCAGUGGCUCAAGAUGUCAUGAAGCAUCUUACCACUAAUGCAGAUAGUCUGGCUACGCAAGACUAUAAUGCAGAGGCAGCAGAACAUGCUUCCAACUAAUUGUUUUUGUAUGGUUUUUGUAGGUGUGUGAUGUGUGCUAUUUUUAUAUUUUACAAAGUAUAUACAUUAUUCCAUUUUGCCACUUAUACAAGAUUUUUUAGAACUUUUGUUUUUACUAUUGAUUUCAUGAUUUAUAUUUUUAUUA